AUAGUGUGCCAAGCAGAGCAUGCAGGUAGCGGACUAGCAGUUGAGUAGCCUACUGGGUGAUUUGAGACGGUGACUUCUGCUGCAGGUGCUUUGUAUUUUCUUCGUUGCCGGACAGUGAAACAGCGAGACUACGCUCUCCUUCCUCCUGAUCCUGCUGGAAAUGAUCCUGAUUACCAGCAUCCCUUCCUUUCCUCUUCACUCUGAAAAGCCCAAUUCAGAGGAGAACAGAGAGGACCUUUAAACUUCUCAACCAAUCCGGUUAAUAUGAGCAUCAACCAACUUGCUUAAAAACAUUGUCUUAAAGAAUAACUCCCAUGCACCCAUUGCAAAGAGAACGGGGGAGUUUUUGUUUAUGAUGGGAAAGGCUUAAAGGGUUAGUUCUCUGAAAGAAAAGCUUAAAAAGCCUACCGAAUCUGUAAAUAAUGACUUGUGUGUCUGUUUUCCACUCAAAAUAUAUGGUCUGACUUUAGAAGACCUGGAAUAUACAAUAGAGCACAUUCAUGUAGGCUACAUCUAUGGUCUUUCAUUCAUUUUAGUUUGUUCAUUUUCAACUGUCUCUGUCUUUUCUUUAGGUGGCGCUGUGAUGGCCUCUUGAAACCAGUGUCUCAAGCGUCUCAACGUCCUCAGAUCACAGGCAUUGUAUUAUACAGCUUGUAGACCCUCCCCUUUGUUCAAGCUCUCAGUAUUUCACCAUGGAGGCCAGAGGAAAGUAUGACUUCAAUGGCCAAGCAGAAGAUGAGCUCAGCUUCCGGAAAGGAGACAUUCUAAAGAUCCUGGGAUAUCAAGACGAGUGGUUCAAGGCAGAGCUACAUGGUCAUGAGGGCUUCAUACCUAAAAACUAUGUUGACAUGCAGACGCCGAGCUGGUACAAAGAGAACGCCGGUCGUGGCUCGGCUGAGGAGAUACUCAUGUCCCGAGAGGUGGGUGCUUUCCUGAUCCGUGGCAGCCAGAGUUCCCCUGGAGACUUCUCCAUCUCAGUCAGACACGAGUAUGAUGUACAGCAUUUUAAAGUUAUGAAGGAUAAAUCGUGCCAGUACUACCUGUGGACGGAGAAGUUUACCUCUCUAAACAAGCUUGUGGAGUUCUACAAGACCGCCUCCAUAUCCAAGCAGAGGGAGAUCUUCCUUAGGGACGGAAGUGGGAAUGAGCCACGAGCACCUCCACCUUUAAGGAGUCAACCAGAAGUUCGGCCUUCCCCAGGUGGUGGUUAUGGCGGUCCCCCAACCUCAUCACAGCACCGCAACACGACAGAUCAAACUCACAACCCGAAGAGUAAGAGAGGAAGUCUUGAGGAGAAAGCUAACACUUUGGGACAGCAAGGGAGGAACAGCCCAGCCCCUCGGCGAACCUCUGAAACUUUGCCUGCUCCGAGGUCAACCAUACAGGUGAGAGCAAUGUAUGACUUCACAGCAGAGGAAGAUGACGAGUUGGGCUUCAGUUUCGGUGAAAUCAUUGAAGUACUGGACCGUUCUGAUGCAUCAUGGUGGAAAGGUCGAUUGCGUGGCAGGACUGGGCUUUUCCCUGCCAAUUACACAGAACCGAUCUGAUGUCUUCUGAUUGCUCAGAGGUGUGGAAUCACUGCACUAAGAGUCAAAUCCAUCAAUCGCUUACCAAAUGCCUGUCAGUAAUGUAUGGACUGGUCGAUUAGCUUCAAAUUACUUUUAUUAAACUGGCUGCAGAACUGUUGAGGAGAAGUGAGAAAAAGAGUCAUGAAGCUCUUUGUUGCUUCUCUUUUUCAUAUACAUAAUCUUUUUUUAUACAUAAUUUGUAUGGUACGAAGAAAGAACCUUUUCUCUUAUGUGUCAAAUUCUCCUAAUGACUAGACAUUUCCCUUAUAUGGAUUACUGAAUUACACAGUACAUAUCCUUUACAGUGACCCUUCAGUUCAUGUUUAUAUUUUAAGAUCUUCAGUAGGACACACUAACACAAGAUACAGUGUUACAGUAAGCAAAGUUUUUAUGCUACUGUACCAAUUUUUGUAUUAAGAAGAGACUUUUUAACAAAUGUGACCCUGGACCACAAAACCAGUCUUAAGUCGCUGGGGUAUAUUUGUAGCAAUAGCCAAAAAUACACUGUAUGGGUCAAAAUUAUAAUUUUUUCAUGUCAAAAAUCAUUAGGAUAUUAAGUAAAGAUCAUGUUCCAUGAAGAUAUUUAGUCAAUUUCUUACCAGAAAUAUAUCAAAACUUCAUUUUUGAUUAGUAAUAUGCAUUGCUAAGGGUUUCAUUUGGACAACUUUAAAGGCGAUUUUCUCAAUAUUUCGAUUUUUUUGCACCCUCAGAUUCCAGAUUUUCAAAUAGUUGUAUCUCGGCCAAAUAUUGUCCUAUCAUAACAAAUCAUACAUCAAUGGAAAGCGUAUUUAUUCAGCUUUCAGAUGAUGUAUAAAUCUCAAUUUUGAAAAAUUGACACUUAAGACUGGUUUUGUGGUCCAGGGUGUGACAAAUGUGAUUUUGUCAAAAUAGGCACAGGCAGAAGAGGUAUGAUUACUGUUUUGUUAUACAAGAUGUAAAAUACGGAUGGCAAAUAUGAUGAUAACAGCGGAAUUGAAUAAAUCUUUAAGCUUUCAAAUAUAAGUCAAGUGAUA
Messenger RNA from Onychostoma macrolepis, 2581 nucleotides. RefSeq names its product GRB2 related adaptor protein 2a (gene grap2a). Gene Ontology annotation, molecular function: protein binding. NCBI's taxonomy places the organism in Eukaryota, Metazoa, Chordata, Actinopteri, Cypriniformes, Cyprinidae. The transcript has 9 exons. Bases 693 to 1547 code for a protein of 284 amino acids. The record is from RefSeq and is a predicted model, not a curated record.